This is a messenger RNA of Rattus norvegicus (Norway rat), 10140 nucleotides long. RefSeq names its product SEC14 and spectrin domain containing 1 (gene Sestd1). The record is from RefSeq and is a predicted model, not a curated record. NCBI's taxonomy places the organism in Eukaryota, Metazoa, Chordata, Mammalia, Rodentia, Muridae.
CGGUAGCUGCCGGUGCGGGACGCGGGCUUCUGGGCCCGAGCUCCGGGGCUGCCCGUAGGGCUCGGGUUCUCCGGGGCCUGCGGGCGGGUCACAGCCCUCCAGUCAUAGACGGCCUUAAAGGGAGGCCGUUGAUACUUGGCCAGGGUGCAGGGACCUGCGUUAUUCAUUGCCCCUUAGAAAGGAGAGUUGCAGCCUGCCCGGCUCUGGAGGGGAUGGUGGGAUUCACCCUGUCUGUAGCUGGGGCAUACAGACACUGACAGCUCCUUGACUCUCCAUGCUUUGACACCUUCUCACACAUGGCCUUCACCCAGAGAAGUUGGGAAAUCUGCUGUGGGAAUAACUAGACAGCUGCGGUUUGACAGGUCCUUGCUGUCUUCAGGUUUUGUCUGUAUCCAGCAUAACCCACCAUGGCUGCCUGCAGUUUGACACGCUCUUAUAUUAAAAUUGUCACUCAGGGUACCCCCGUGUUGGAAAUUCCCUUUGGUUUUCUUUGGUUGAAUCAGUUUUAUUUUAUAUUUGUAAGGGGAUGGAUUUACUCUCAUCAAGGAAGAAAUCACGGUAAAGAACAGUUUAUCUUUGUUUACAAACCUUGGGAGUUGUCACACCUAGCUGGUUUCUUUGGUAUGCUAUUUUAGUGUAACAAUACUAAAUUGGAGGAAAAUAUCUUCCCUUUGCUUUAGGCAAUAAAAUACUUUCUUUGUUCUAGAACCAGGAAGCCUUUAUACAUAACACUUUUUUUUUUUUUUUUUUUUUUGUGGACAGAACUUGGUGGCUGCCUUUGCCCUGUAGCAAACAACGACAACAACAAACCCCCAAAGGGAUCACUAAGCAUUUGCACAUCUCUAUUGAUUGUGUUUUAUAUCCAGAAUUCCAGGAAAUCAUUUUGCUGAAUAUGUAUCCAGACAUUCCAGAUCAAUUUAACCUUAAAUAUUACCCCUACUCCAUGCAUGUAAAGUUUGCCAGCAUUUUAACCACUGUGAACAAGCCUUGGUCCAUGGGAGAGAUCAGGAUGCCAGCGAUGGACCCAGAAAUUCUAUGAAGCAGAGUGUGGUACACAGAAGGACACAAACAUUUGAAAAAUAUUGUGCUGCCUCCUUCUGCCUACUGUGCUGUCUGAGGAGAGGCCUGCUGUCAUUUGAAUUGUUUUCCAGAACACUGGAGGCAAGGACGUGAAAUGGAGGCCUCGGUGAUAUUGCCCAUCCUGAAGAAGAAGCUGGCCUUCCUUUCAGGAGGAAAGGACAGACGCAGUGGACUCAUCUUGACAAUUCCAUUAUGCCUUGAACAGACAAAUAUGGAUGAGCUGAGUGUCACUCUGGACUAUCUACUCAGCAUUCCAAGUGAGAAAUGUAAGGCCAGAGGAUUCACUGUGAUCGUGGACGGCAGGAAGUCUCAAUGGAACGUGGUGAAGACAGUGGUCCUAAUGCUGCAGAACGUUGUUCCAGCUGAGGUAUCCCUUGUUUGUGUAGUGAAGCCAGAUGAAUUCUGGGAUAAGAAAGUAACACAUUUUUGUUUUUGGAAAGAAAAGGAUAGACUUGGCUUUGAGGUUAUUUUAGUGUCUGCCAAUAAGCUGACUCGAUACAUAGAGCCCUGCCAGUUGACAGAAGACUUUGGUGGGAGUCUCACCUACGAUCACAUGGACUGGCUAAAUAAGAGGCUGGUCUUUGAGAAGUUUACAAAGGAGUCUACAUCAUUGCUAGAUGAACUCGCUCUGAUUAACAAUGGAAGUGACAAGGGGAAUGAGCAGGAGAAGGAAAGGUCCGUGGAUUUAAACUUUCUUCCAUCUGUUGAUCCUGAGACAGUUCUUCAGACAGGGCAUGAGUUGUUAUCUGAAUUACAGCAGCGUCGAUUUAAUGGCUCUGAUGGAGGGGUCUCCUGGUCUCCUAUGGAUGACGAACUGCUCGCACAGCCACAGGUUAUGAAGUUGUUAGACUCACUCCGGGAGCAGUAUACGCGCUACCAGGAGGUCUGCAGGCAGCGCAGUAAGCGCACACAGUUAGAGGAGAUCCAGCAGAAGGUGAUGCAGGUUGUGAACUGGCUUGAAGGGCCUGGGUCUGAGCAACUGAGAGCACAGUGGGGCAUUGGUGACUCCAUCAGGGCAUCCCAGGCCCUGCAACAGAAGCAUGAGGAGAUCGAGAGCCAGCACAGUGAGUGGUUUGCAGUGUACGUGGAGCUCAACCAACAGAUCGCAGCGCUCCUGAAUGCCGGAGAUGAGGAAGACCUUGUGGAGUUGAAGUCCCUGCAGCAGCAGCUCAGCGACGUCUGCUACCGGCAGGCCAGCCAGCUAGAAUUUAGGCAGAACCUCCUGCAGGCAGCUUUGGAGUUUCAUGGUGUGGCCCAAGAUUUGUCUCAGCAGUUGGACGGCUUAUUAGGGAUGUUGUGCGUAGACGUAGCACCAGCUGAUGGAGCAUCGAUUCAGCAAACUUUAAAACUGCUUGAAGAGAAGCUGAAAAGUGUUGAUGUGGGAUUGCAAGGCUUACGAGAAAAAGGUCAAGGUCUCCUGGAUCAGAUCUCCAAUCAGGCUUCCUGGGCCUAUGGAAAGGAUGUAACAAUUGAGAAUAAAGAAAACGUGGACCACAUACAAGGAGUGAUGGAAGAUAUGCAACUUAGGAAACAAAGAUGUGAGGACAUGGUAGACGUGCGGAGGCUGAAGAUGCUUCAGAUGGUGCAGUUGUUUAAAUGCGAAGAGGAUGCUUCACAGGCAGUAGAAUGGCUAAGUGAACUUCUGGAUGCCCUGUUGAAGACCCAUAUCAGAUUGGGUGAUGAUGCUCAGGAAACAAAGGUUUUACUGGAAAAACACAGAAAAUUUGUGGAUGUUGCACAGAGCACUUACGACUAUGGCAGACAGCUGCUGCAGGCCACAGUUGUGCUGUGCCAGUCUCUGCGCUGUACUUCCCGAUCCUCAGGGGACACGCUUCCUCGACUGAACAGAGUGUGGAAGCAGUUCACGGUAGCCUCUGAAGAGAGAGUGCACAGGUUGGAAAUGGCUAUUGCCUUCCACUCGAAUGCUGAAAAGAUUUUGCAAGAUUGCCCAGAAGAGCCUGAAGCAAUGAACGAUGAGGAGCAGUUUGAGGAAAUUGAAGCAAUUGGAAAAUCACUUCUGGAUAGACUCACUAUCCCCGUCGUUUACCCGGAUGGAACUGAACAAUAUUUUGGAAGUCCAAGUGACAUGGCUUCUACUGCAGAGCACAUCAGAGACAGAAUGAAACUGGUCAGUCUCAAAAGGCAGCAGCUGAGACAUCCUGAAAUGGUGACCACGGAGAGCUAAUGCCCCAGCUCCCACAGAUCUGCAGGUCAUGUGCCCACACAUCUUUGCUGUUGGUAUACUACGGAGUUAGCCACAGCUCAUUAAGAUGCAUUUCACAGCAGGAUAAGCCUCCUUUCUUCCCACAACACGUCUCUCUCUAAAUGCUAACAUUUCUCGACUACCAAGGCAUAAUCACAUAACAUGCUUUGAGACUGUAGACUCCUGGUAUCGUAAAAGAAGGAGCUGUAACCACGCACUGAGUCUUUGUUUUCACGCUGUUCCUGAUCUGUCAGUUUGUAGACGACAGCCCAUACUAAGCUUUGAAUGGUGCUAAUCAGAGUUUAGGAAUUCGCUACAAACCAUGGCUGCCCUUCCUCCCCAGGUGAUGUAGAUAUUUAGACUAUAGUUAGACUGUUAGUGAAUAGUGGUAUCCUCAAAACUUUACUUUGUAAUUCUUCAAAAUUGAUUAUUUUUAUUGUCUAUAUGAAGAAAACCCUUCAGAUCUUUGAUAUAUCAUAUUCAUUGAAAGACAUUUUCCUGUUGUAUUCAUAAUGUAUUAAAAGUUGUUUGUGCUUAAUAAAAAUCUUCUUUAAACAUCUUAUUUAAUUUGGUAGUUACAUCCUGAUUCUAAACACGAGUGCCUUAUUAGAGGGGCAUUCUUAGGAUUGUAAGGACGGGUUAAUCAUUGUUUUUGAUCGUGGCUGCAUGUAUUUUAGGCAAGAGUUUCAUAUGUAUGCAUGUGUAUAUAAUAAACAGCAUGUUUAUUGUGAAGAACAGUUUAGACCUUUAAAAACAUAAUAACAGAAUACCAUUUUAAUUUUUCUCUUGAAAAAUGGUGUCCAAAAUAUUAACUACCCUGAAGACACUUUGUCUGUGGGGAAGGAGGGCUAAAGAUGAAGGUAUGCAUACUUAAUUCAUUGUAAUCUUUUAUAUCACAGUAAUCAGCCUGGAACUAAAGCAGAAAUUGUUAAUAAUAUUGAAUAUCUCAUGAUAGUAAGAGGCAAGAACCAUCCUGAAGAAGUAUAGUCACAAAAACUGUACAGACCUUUAGAAAUAAAAUUUGUCAUAAAAUGGUAAUGCUUUUAUGUUUAUAAAAGUUAUUAAGUUAUAAAAUGUAUAUACUUUAAUAUUAUGUCAAUUAUAAUUUUAGAAAAUAUUUAAGGUGAAAAAUAACUGGGCUUAUCAGUACAAAAUUAUGCAAGGAUUGUAUGCAGAUUUAUUUUUCCGGUCUGUAGAGAUGCUCAUGUACCCUCCUAUGCUAAAGCCAGUUUCUCCAGCCUUCUCCUGUGCCAGCCUUGAUGAAUUCCAUCCGUCCUUCAUCCCUCACUCUGUGACACCUUUCAGUCAACUUUACACCUCACCUUAUAGGAAACUGUCCUUUUGAAAAUCAGCCAUAGUCUGCCGACUCCCAAAUCGAAUGCUUUUGCUCUCUGACACAUCACCUCCCUUCCCCUGUUUCUAGCUUCUCCCCAACAGUGUUCCAUCCCUAGACGAUGCUCUCUCCUGCCACAUGAGGGCGUAGUCUGGGAUUCGUUUAACUAGGUUUGUUGCACAUGUGUACUGUGCUGCUGUCCUCAGCUCUGUCUCAUUAGGCAUCCCAUCCCUCGUGCCCUGCAUUUCACGUCUGAUCCGAUCUGAAAUGCAUGGCUUCAGCUGACUCCCUGUCAUUUCUACCCAAAUGAAAGAUACAUCAUACUUGCCUUUUCUUCCUGGAGUAGUUUUGACUAAUGGUGCCAUGAUGUCCAGGGUAAAAAUCCAACUGCUCCCCAUGUCUUACACUGCCUCUGAGACCGUCCAGAAGUUCUUUCUAUACUUGAUAACCCUCCUUCAGGGCUUUCCUCCUGUGCGUAGGAGCUCCUCUGAUUCCUCCGUUAGUCUUCAUGAUGGUGCUACCUCUUUCCUGUUACAUCAUAAUGUCCUCAAGGGGGCUGACUCUUGUCCCACAUGUUUUGUGCCUAGACCUUUGCUCGUGUGUAACAUGCUGGGUCCUACACCCUCGUUCCUUUGUAAGCAUUAGUAAUAAUCUCCCACUAGUAUAGUCUGAGGUGUUUAAACAGUGCUUUUCCCUAGAGUUGGUACUGGCUUGUAAUCUGCUUCCAUGGAGUGUGUCUGAGGUUUUAGACCCUGAGACAUGUAACUUUUAGAUGUUUGCUUCUUUAGAGUCAGUAUCGAUUUCUUCUUGACGGGUUUCAGCGUCGUCAGCAUUUUUAUUGGAGUUAGUAAUUCUUCCAUCAGCUCAUAGAUGCAUAAUUUCAAAGGAGUUAGUUUUCAUAUACCUUAAGCUCUCUUUCCAGCAAAUUUAAAGUAAGACAAAAUAUGGAAAUGCCAUGUAUGAUUCAAAGAGUUAAAUGAAACUAGAUACACGGAAUGAACAUAGGUACUCUUCUUUUGCAUGUGUAGACGCCUUUUCUCUGUGUGUGUCUUUAUAGAUACACAAGCGUUAUGAAUAACCCAGCAAUGCCCCAAACUGACCUUCCUCAUGUGGUCACAGUUCACUCAGAGGACACAUGAAGGAUGUGACUUCAGUUUGUUUAAAAUCCCAGGCUUUGUUAUAUUAAUGCUGACAUUGACCUACAAAUGUCAUUAAAAAGAAACACUUCCUUUUUACUGGUUCAGUGCCACAGCCCCUGCAUAAUUUUAGAUUUUAGCCCUUCCUGACAUGUUAGCCAUAACUGACAUGUUAGCUGGGUAACUUCUGUGCCUGGCCUUUUUUUUUUUUUUUUUUUUUUUUUGGCCCAUGCCUCUCUUUGUUCCUGUGUAAACUCAGCAGACAAAGGCAAUCCGAUGUCUUCUCUUAGUACAUAUCUGACUCGGCAGAGCCGUGAUGCAAGGAUGAUAACUUCCUCUGAGACCAGUUUGGCUGUAUUCCCAGGUCUCAUCGUUUCGACCUUAUGUUACAUGUUAGUGGUACUGGUGAGAGCUCAGCCUGUUAGCUGCCAUUCAGUAUAGCAGAGUGAGCUGGAUCUCGUCCUCUCUGGGGUUUAAAGUGGCUCGUGAAUGUUACCUACUCUCGAUGUGUCUGCCGCAGCCUUACUCUCAGUUGAUGUGUGUUAUGCUGUUAGUGUUGUGACUCAUUCUCAGUGAGAACAGGACAAGCAAAUCUAUUUUCUCAUCCAAACCCCUUUGCAUGCUGUGGUAUGGUCGCUAGGUUGGGUGAAUGUAUCCCGCUGCACACUGUACUUUGGUAGAGACCAUCAGAUUUCUUUCAUAUGCUAGAAGUUCUUGUCAGAAGAGAGUGUGUGUUCUUACACCCUGUACCCAAAGCACACUGAGUCAUAAUAAAAACAUGAUGACUGCUAAAACGUGACGAUGCCGUAGCUGACGCAGUGCUGUAGAUCUUGAGUUGUAGAGAAGGUAUAGGCUGAUGUAAGCGUCCAUACACAGGGUAUUAUCCACACCAAGACUUGCGCAAGGGUGCUCUCUCUGAUUAAGCACCCAAAGGAAAAGCUCUUAGGAUGUAAAAAGAUGGCCUGAAGAAAGCCAGACAGCACCAGUGUUAACUUUCAAUUCUGGACAAACUGAGAGCAGAAAGUAUCUUCUUAAAUGUAGCUGAUAAAUAUCUUGGAGAAACAAAGUGAAUACCAUCUGGUACUCCUUGAUUUCUCAGAAUCACUAUAUGUCAGUGAAUAGCCCUGAGACUCUAAAAUAUAAAAUGCACAAGUCACCAAUUUCAAUGACAAAAUGUAAUAAUUUACAGAAGUAUUGAAAACUGAAGGGACAUAUACAGUGGACGGUAUCAUUGCUAUAAUCUUUUUCAGAGUAGAAAAUAGUGUUUAAUCUUGCUCUGUCUCAAGUGACAUUCAUGGAGUAGUACAGAGGACAGACACACUGUUUAUCCCCUCUGCUCCGUACCCCUGUCUUCACCCUCACUCCUCACCCCUACCCCAGCUCCCACAGCACUAGCUCCUUCGUCCCAAUGUUCUUCACCUCGGUCCCCAUCUCCCCAGUGGAUAAGGAAAUGUACAUGCAGAUUACGUCCUGAGGGUAGAGCUGUUAAAGCUGACCAGUCCCCUGCUGUGGGAAGAUGAUAGAACAGGAAGAUAGAAGACAAGACACAAAUGCCAUCUAUGUUGUGUUUGACAGGGCAUGAGACAACUCCGUUUACUCCAUUAGUUAACAAGCCAAGUAAGACAUGGCUGGAGUGUAUUAAGAAAGGAACAAGCUAUAAAAAUAAGAGCAUCCAUCUGAGGAAAUUUGUAGGAUCUCCCAAUACUGAGGUAGACAUGAUCUGAGACAACCAUUAGUGCUGGCUUUGGUUGGAGAAGAGGCAGUUGGCAAACUCAGGCAGUGAAGGUAAUGGGUGCAACUGGUCCUGUAAUGCGCUUAGGCGUGACGGUGUGCCAUGACAGCCCCGGUCUGUGCUGUUGAUGCCCAGUGUAACUUAAUGCUGCAGCGGUAGUUAAAAGCAACCUUGAGAAUAAACACCAGUCUGCACACUCGAGGAAGAGGCAGAGCCUGUGCUAGGACAUGGAGAUCUUCAAGAGAACAAGACAGCCAGCACUGAAACUAAAUAUUUUGAUUGCUGGUGAAUAAAUGUCUCAUAGAUUCAAGAUUAUUUUUGUAAGAAGUCUUAAUGAGACAAGAUGCAGUACAUAAUUCUUCUAUGUCAUGAUACAGGAAUUCCAAACAUGGCUAAACAUAGUUACUGUCACGUGUUAAAAGCAGAGCUGUGAGGGUUUGCGGAGAGACAUGUGAACAGUGUGUGGAGGGCGUUCACCCUUGAGGCUGGUUCCUGCUGCAUCUUGACGAGUGUUCGCAAGUCCAGUGCAGAGUCCUCAGGGUGACUGCAGAGGCCUCCCUCUGGAGGUUGGGGACGAUGCCUGCCCACUGAGCCUACAAGCAUCACUGAGUCUUUCACAUCUUAUUUUCCUGACCGUUUCAGUUUAUAAGACAGAGCACAGCCAUUCUUUUUUUUUUUUUUUUUUUUUUUUUUGGUUCUUUUUUUCGGAGCUGGGGACCGAGAGCACAGCCAUUCUUACGAUUGUUUUGUCUCUGAAAAGUGUGUCUGCACCUUCGCUCCGGCGUUAGUCUUCUCAGCCAGUGAAGUCGCUCGGAGAACAACAUCAGGGUGGACGUCAUUCUUCAGGGUUGUGAGAGGAUCAAAGUGUCACUCGCGUGGUUUUGAGUAGCUUUAGGACCCGCGUUGCUCACCUCACACUCUGAAGAGAAACUUAAUUUUCUAAAUUGGCACAUAGUAUUUGGUCAUUAUAAUGUUGUAAGAGCAUUUGGGGGAAGUACAUGUCAAAACUUUUGUUUCUCAGUUUUAUUAUAAAAAUUUUAAGUCUAUAAAAUUUAAAAUUGCGCCGCAUCCUCACCCCCUCAGCAUUAGUUAUGCUUGCGCGGUCACAUGCGCGGCCGUAUGUCUAUCCAUCCAGAUUAUUUUCUGAUGAGUCUGAAACUGCGGAUCUCCACAUGCUCUCGUCUAAAUACUUGAGCACAUUUCUCACACUAGCAAGGUCUCCACUUGCUGCCUUUGGCAUAAGCUUGCAUUCAUGACGUGGAUGUGCUCAGAACAUUCCCGUGCUCUGUUUCCAUAAUUACGUGGCGCGCUAUAGAAAGGGGCAUCUACCACUCUGGAAAGUUCUCCUUCUCACACCUCACUGUCCCCAGAUGACAAGCACUGUUCUUCCUCUCUACUGUAAGUUGGCUUGUUCCAUUUUAGAACUUAUUUUAAUUGACAUCACACAUCAGGUCUUCUUCACUACCGUAAUAUUUGGGAGAUUUAUUCGUGGACUUGGCGUAUUAUUAAUUCAUCCCUAUUUUAUUGCUAAGUGAUGUCCUCAUGAUUGUAUAUUGCCACUUGUUUUCCUAGUUUCCUAUUGGCUAACUGGGCUGUUUCCAGGACUGCCAAUUAUGAAGAGAACUGCAAUGAUCGUUAUUAGGAACAUCUGUAUGAAUAUAGUUAUCCAUUUGCUCAUGAGUAAAUACAUAUUUAGGAUUGCUGGCUUGUAGGGUGGUUUUAAAAAGAAACUACCAUUCUUUUUCCCAGUGUGGUUGUUCUGUACCCUGAUUUUUAUAUUUUGGGUAUGUAAAAAGUUGUAAAAAUUUUUUUCUGAUUCCCAUGUUGAAAUAGAGAAGUUGGGGUUAGAAAUGAUAUCGCUCAUAUUUGAAUGUGGUAGUUGGCAUUCAAGGGGAAGGGAUGCUGUCUGUCACAGAACAGCUCCCGAAAGCGGUGCCUCAGACGUGAAAUUUUAGAAUAGGCUCCACUCUGUGAGAGGUUAGGCUCUAAGCAUGCUGAUUUAUUAGCUAGAAGAAACAGCACUAGCUCAAUUAUGUUACAUUUACCACCCACUUUCAGUAAGUAAAGUAAGACACAUCACUGAGUAGUAAAGAACACUUUAUGAGGGAAUCGGAGGGGGGCAGAAAACAAAAACAAAACCAAGAACAUGAACAGGAGUCGGUUCCUGGUACUACAGCGUGAGAAAGACACCUGUGCAGGGGAGUGCCCUGUGGUGGUCAGGAAAGCAGACAACCGGAUGGGAAGAACUCUACCUCAUAGUUUACAUAGCUGAUAGGUAUGUUUUGUAGACAUUUUAGCCUUUAAGUGUCUUCAUCUUUUCAGCCCAACUUUGUUAGUUUUGUACUUGGGUGACUUUUUUCUACUGUGUGUUAUCCUCAUCUUCUGUUCUAUUAAACAAUACCCACCUGUGAAAUUAUGAUCAUAUAUUAUGUUUCCAGUACCCAUGUUCAAUACCCAUGUGUGACUUAUCUAACCUUUCCUAUAGGAUUUUUAAGGGCUGGGAAAUUUGGCUUCUACUGUGUAUCCUUAUGUGCCCACAUUGUAAAUAUGCAAUAAAACCAUAAAAAUACAAUGACAGCAGAUUUUCAUAUGUAUUUCUUGGCCAUGUUGUUAUCUGACAAGUUUGAUUUCUGUAAAUAAAGAUUGUUCAUAAAAA